AUGUCAGACGAACGUGGAAGGUAUCCAAAAUAUGGAGUAAAGUCCAAAGGUAAAGAAUUGGAGGUCGGAUGUGGAAAAGGGGAAAAGGCGGAUGAACUCUGCACUAGUGGCCCGGGGGGACUAGGCACAGAGGGCAUAUACAUAAAUGGGGUCACAUUUGGCUGUGAAGGAGAAGACGACGUGGAAGACUGGGGCCGAGCCGAGUGA
Molecule: messenger RNA, 207 nt
Organism: Serpula lacrymans var. lacrymans S7.9
Lineage: Eukaryota; Fungi; Basidiomycota; Agaricomycetes; Boletales; Serpulaceae
Exons: 2
Coding region: 1-207 (68 amino acids)
Source: RefSeq, a predicted model, not a curated record